Messenger RNA from Schistocerca serialis cubense, 1479 nucleotides. RefSeq lists its product as uncharacterized. Bases 1 to 1479 code for a protein of 492 amino acids. The record is from RefSeq and is a predicted model, not a curated record. NCBI's taxonomy places the organism in Eukaryota, Metazoa, Arthropoda, Insecta, Orthoptera, Acrididae. The transcript is spliced from 5 exons.
AUGAAAGUAACUGUACGCAAAGGUGGAACAUACAAAGAACAUUUUGUGCCAUCCCACGCUGGUCACAAAGAAGAUUUGAGGCACCUGCCGCUGAGUCAAAAAGAGCGGGAAACCUUAGCAACAGAUACUGCAAUGGAACUUCCGUAUGACAAAGUUCUAGAUAACGUAUGGACAAGUUUGCAGGAUUCAGAGUUGCAAAGAAUCCAUUUGUCUACCAAGAAUAAUGUCGAUGUUUUAAGUAUAUUUUUACAGUACGUAAAAUCACAGGUUGGACCAAUUUACACCAAUGUAUUCAUGUCUGAUUUGGCAGAGUCAUACAGUAAUGCAUGGAACAGGACAAUGGGUGCUCCUAAGAUUAGACUCUAUUGUACCUGGCAUGUGGACAGAGCAUGGAAAACUAAUAUCAAGCGGAAAAUUGCAGAUCUGGAUAAAAGAAAUCAGGCGUACCGGGUCAUUAAAUCAGUGUCAAUGUUGAGAAAUGUAAGUAUGUUUCAGGAAUCACUGCAAAAAGCACUGCAGAAGCUCAGGAGUGACCCUGACACAUCAGAAUUUGCUUCAUACUUCAAGACGCACUAUGAGGGAAAUGUGGAGUGUUGGGCCUACUGUCACAGAAUGUAUGCUGGUCUCAAUACCAACACGAAUGUGGAGAGUAUGCAUAGGACGUUAAAGGAGAUACAUGGUAAUGCAUGGCAGAUAAAACCACUGGACAAAGGCAUAUCUACACUAAUGUCCCUAGUUACAGCCAAGAUGUUUGACUGGCUUAUAGCAAAUGUAAAAGGGAAGAUUACAAGCAAAGUUCAAGACAUUUGUAAUAAUCACAAAACUAGUUUGUUAAUGGACAAGGACCUCAUCACUGAGGUAGAUGGUGGUUCGGAAGCACCAUCCACAUCAUCUUCAGAGGUGUACAUUGUUAAAGAUAACACAGACAUCUGUGAGCAUGAAUCAAAAUGUAGUGAUUGCAAUGUGUGCAUACAUACGUAUUACUGUACAUGUAUGGAUUACUAUAUUAGAUUCAAUAUAUGUAAGCACGUUCACCCUGUUUUCCAUGACAGUGUCUGUGAAAAUCCCUUGCAAAGUCCAGAGGUACUGGGUACUGAUGAUGAUGUUGAAGCCACCAGUGAGAGAGAAGCAAUAUUAGCCGAAGCAAAUGUAGGAGCUGUUCGAGCCCAAAACGAUUAUUUCAGACAAACAGAUAAGGGCCACAAAAGAAAACUUAUGCCACAGAGGAGGCUGUUUCCUACCAAGAAGAAAACAGCAUGUAAUAUUUCUCUGGCUGUUCCAAAUGCUGAAGAAAGCUGUGAAAUAGUAAAAUCACUUCUGAAUGAGGGCCUGGACAUUGUUGCUGUGCAGCAUGAUUAUGCCAUACCAAAUGUGCAACAGAGCACAACAGUCCAGAUUACACCCCCUCAACAGCAGAAUGGGAGACGGUCUCAGUUUGCAAUAUGUGCAACACGAGGAAAAAGAAACUCCAUCCCUUGA